AUGGUGGUCAUUUUGGCCUACCUAGACGAUGUCUUCCUUUGUGGCCCUUCUGAUCUGUGUCAGCGAGCUUUUAAAGACCUACAAUGUUCAUUCACUCAACUUGGCUUGUCUGUCUGUCCAAGCAAAUGCCAGGCUUAUUCCAGAGUCAUUCCAGCUAGCUGGCCAGAUGACAUUCCUUUCACUUCCUCAGGCAUUACUGUACUUGGCAGUCCUAUUGGAGACUGUGAUUACGUGCAGAAUUAUUGUUUAUCUACUGCACUUUCUGGAGCUGAACUGUGCAACAAACUGCAAAGUUUGAAUGAUCCUCAGAGUGCUAUGUUGAUCUUGAGGCAAUGUCAUUCCACCCGUUUAAACCACUUGGGCAGGACAGUUCAACAUACUUGGUUGACGGAAGGAGCAAGGGCACAUGAUGAUUUGACACAACGCACUUUUUGUUCUAUCCUAGGCAUAAUGGCUGAUCCAUCUCUUUAUUGGAAACAGUGCUGUCUAUCAAUAAAAAGUGGAGGAUUCGGUUUAACGAUGUUGGAAGACAUCUCACCUGCAGCAUUCCUUGCAGCAUGGUCUAACACCUUUCAACAGCUUCCCAAACGGUUUCUCACUUUUUCGAGUUAUUCUCCAUCUUUUCUAGGGAAGGUUCUUACGAACCUCCCUCUAGGUCAUCAACUCACUGACUCUCAUAAGAAACUGCUAUCCAUCUUGGAAAGCGGCUGUGAUUACGCUCACUUAUCUCUAGAGGACUUGCUGACAGAACCUGACAAGCUACAGCACAGACUUACUUCAGCUAUUAAUCAAGGCAGAGAGGCAACUUUGCUAGCCUUGUCUAUCGAUGACCAGUGUUCUGCUCGUUUGAGAUCUGUUGCAGGAAAGGAAGCUGGAGCUUGGCUUCACGCAAUCCCAUCCGACGAUGAGCUCGCUAUUGAAACUCGCGAAUAUCGCUUAGCGGCUUAUUUACGCUUGGGCUUGCCUAUAUUUGGUCAAUGGGCAGUCACCUGUGAUUGUGGAGCUACAGUAGACGAAGGUGCAUACCACCUCUUGACAUGCAAGCGCCACGGUGGCCCAAUUUGGCAGCACGACUUCAUUGUCUCGGCCUGGUGCAGGUGUCUAAAUUCAGCUGAUGUUCUCCACAAGAAGGAAGUGCGCAACCUCUAUGUCGACAGCCUUGGUCGCCCGGAUAUUGUGACCUUUGACUCAGGUAGCUUGACCAAUGCUGAGAUAGAUGUCUCGCUAGCUCAUCCCUACAACAAGGAGGUGGUUAGCUCUAGUGCUAAAGUGACUGGCCAUGCCUCCCUUGUUCGAGAACAACACAAGAAAGAGAAGUACAAGCAAUUUCACCAUCCAGGAGGACAACGUCCAGAUGUCAUCCCCUUGGUACAUGAACAUUUUGGGAGAUGGGGCAAGGAAGCCAUUAACUUCCUCAAGUCCCUAGGGGAUCGCUCCAAGGAUGAAUAUGGUCAAUACAACAAAAAGGAUUUUAUGUCAGUGUCUAGACGCCGGAUUAGCGUUGCACUUCAGAAAGGCAAUGCUAAAGUUAUUCUAAGGAAGCUGGAAAGACUAAUUUAUGCUUUUUCUUCGCUUGACCUUGCUUUCACAGACGUUCAGUCUUACGUUCAUUAGAAUAGACAGCAGUUUUCAUUAGUCUUUUGUGCUAGAGAAAGAAAUUAUUCAAUAAAAUCUAUCUAUCUAUAUAGAAUAGACAGCAGUUUUCAUUAGUCUUUUGUGCUAGAGAAAGAAAUUAUUCAAUAAAAUC
Messenger RNA from Corticium candelabrum, 1747 nucleotides. RefSeq lists its product as uncharacterized. NCBI's taxonomy places the organism in Eukaryota, Metazoa, Porifera, Homoscleromorpha, Homosclerophorida, Plakinidae. The transcript has a single exon. The record is from RefSeq and is a predicted model, not a curated record. The coding region runs from base 1 to 1614 and encodes 537 amino acids.